This is a messenger RNA of Aspergillus sclerotioniger CBS 115572, 1962 nucleotides long. Its product is annotated as flavin-containing monooxygenase. The transcript has a single exon. Lineage: Eukaryota; Fungi; Ascomycota; Eurotiomycetes; Eurotiales; Aspergillaceae. Gene Ontology annotation, molecular function: N,N-dimethylaniline monooxygenase activity; NADP binding; flavin adenine dinucleotide binding. The record is from RefSeq and is a predicted model, not a curated record. Bases 301 to 1962 code for a protein of 553 amino acids.
AAGUGCCAAUCCGAGAACUAGGAGAUUGGGCAACGAACGGAUGCUGUCGAACUACCAUGCAUGUCCUUAUCUCGCUACAAUAUCCCCUACAUGGCGUGUAACUUGGCGUGCAUUGAAGAGCGGGGUCGUCAGCCGAGGCAACCAUCUGGGUGAUGCUGAGUGAUGUUGUUCUGGCCUCCGCUGCGGGGUUACAGCGAGGGGUGUCGGUCCAUGGUUGCACACAACCACCAUUUAAAUCACCCCCUCCCCCCCAAUUCCCCAGUGACACCGAAUUCCAUUCUGUCACCACAAAUUGCCAUAAUGACUACUGACCCGCCGGAGAGCUCCAGCCCCAAAGGGUUCGGGGGACCUUACGCCAACCAUCUCUACCUGGACGUCUUAAUUGUGGGAUCCGGAUACAGCGGCAUCUACUGCCUGCAUGAGCUACGCAAGCUGGGUCUCAAAACGGUCAUCUUCGAUGCUGCACCGGACCUGGGUGGAACCUGGAGAUGGAACCGCUAUCCAGGUGCUCGGCUGGACUCGGAGGUGCCCGAGUAUCAGUUCUCGUUUCCUGAAACCUGGGCCAACUGGAAUUGGUCCACGAACUAUCCCGCCUACGAUGAGCUUCGCCGGUACUUUGAUCACAUUGAGAGCGUCUGGGACAUCAAGAAAGACUGUGCCUUUGACACGGUGGUCGUGGGAGCCGAGUUCGACCCCAAUGCUGGGCGCUGGCAGGUCACCACGGCCGACGGCCGCCAGGUGACGGCCAAGUAUUUCAUCGUCGCGACCGGCUUUGCUGCCAAGCGCCACCUUCCUGAAUGGCCGGGCAUGGACUCCUUCCAGGGAGAAAUCCAUCACUCCGCCCUCUGGCCCGAAGACGACGUCGACGUCCAAGGCAAGCGAUGUGCCGUUAUCGGCACCGGAGCAUCCGGGGUCCAGCUGACCCAAGCCCUGGGGCCCGUUGCCAGCUCACUCAAGGUCUUUCAGCGCACGCCGAAUCUUGCCAUUCCAAUGCGUCUGCGUUCUCUCACUGUGGAAGAACAAGAAAGAGUCAAGCCUAUAUACCCGAAGCUCUUCCAGCUCCGGGAGACAUCCUUUGGCGGGUUCACAUUCGACUUCAUCGAGCGGGGAGUAUUCGAUGAAAACGAAAGAGAACGUGAAGCCUUUCUGGAGCGGCUCUGGGAGCAAGGCGGCUUCCGGUACUGGGUCGGCACAUACCCAGACUAUCUAUUUGACCCCAAAGCCAACCGAGCGAUCUACGAUUUCUGGGCGCGCAAGGUCCGCGAACGCAUCGACGAUCCGGUAAAUCGCGAUUUACUGGCCCCGUUGGAGCCACCGCACCCAUGGGGUGUCAAACGGCCUAGUUUGGAAGUCGGCUACUACGACCAAUUUAACCGACCAAACGUAGAUCUGGUCGAUGUGAGCAGCAACGCCAUUGAGUCGUUCACGGAGAAAGGCAUCCGCAUGACCGAUGGUACGGAGCACGAGCUUGAUGUGGUCUGCAUCGCAACAGGCUUCGACGUGUCCACUGGAGGGCUUGUGAAUAUGGGUCUACGCAGCAUCCACGGGACCUACCUGAAGGACGAAUGGGCGACGACUGUGCAUACGCAUCUCGGUCUCACCAUUCACGGCUAUCCCAACCUCUUUUUCACAUACGGUCCCCAUGCACCCACGGCGAUCUCCAAUGGACCAACCACCAUCGAGGUCCAGGGACGGUGGAUCGUAGAUGCGAUCAGAGCGAUGGAGCGGAAGGGGAUCAAAUCUAUUGAUCCGACGUUGGCCUCUACCCAUUCCUGGAAAGACACUAUUGAAUCGCUAUCGAAUCGUACUUUGUUCCCGACGACACGGUCCACGUAUAUGGGGGGGACAUUUCCGGGGAAGCCAUUCGAGCAGUUGAAUUAUACAGGUGGAAUCCCUAAAUAUCGUGUUGAAAUUCGGAAGGUAUUGCCCGACUUUGAUGGAUUUGAUGUUGUUAUGCAGUAG